This is a messenger RNA of Ipomoea triloba (trilobed morning glory), 1040 nucleotides long. Its product is annotated as cilia- and flagella-associated protein 298-A-like. NCBI's taxonomy places the organism in Eukaryota, Viridiplantae, Streptophyta, Magnoliopsida, Solanales, Convolvulaceae. The transcript has 6 exons. Bases 67 to 612 code for a protein of 181 amino acids. Gene Ontology annotation, biological process: regulation of cilium movement. The record is from RefSeq and is a predicted model, not a curated record.
GUGAAGAAGGCCGUAAAGCAAAAAGUUUUCGCGCGAAGGAGAAUCUGGUAUUCUAGUUUGUUCGAGAUGGUUAGAAUUCAGGUGAAGCACGGCGGCGGGAGUGAGUUUCUGUACGAUACUGAAUCCACUUCGUCAGUGGAGGAAAUCGCCAAAGACGUAACAGAAAUUGCAAACCUUCAAUCGAAGAUUGAGCGUCUCUCUCUCCAGCUUGAACCUCAUCUCUCUCCACUUCUUCACAGCGAUUCGAAAGUGAUGGCUCUCGCUCGAGCUCUCUCAGAAGCCAGGUCCUACGCUUCCAAGAAUCAGGUUAUACAUAACAAGCCUUUAUCUAUUUACGUGUUAAGAGACCACAUAAGGAGUGUUGAGAAUGCAUUUGCGGAAGCAUAUUCUCUAUUUGGAUUUUCAAAUGGCAGCUUACAGAAUUUAUUUCCAGAUUUGGAGCUUAUUCAAGAGCGUACAAUACAGCUCUGGUGGGCAGGCAAAGAGUUGGAAAAGGGUAAAAAGUUGUGUGACUAUAUUGGGAAAAAUGAGAAAACAAAGGUUGUAAUCAGGCUACAGUCACCUAUGAUAUCUCCUGCAUCAAUUACAGGUGGAGAAAGCUCAUGCAAAUAAGAUUUUGUCCCGGGAUUUUGAAUGGCCUUCUAUUUGUUUCCUUGUUGGUGUACUUUCCUCCCUGCAGUCAGCUCUGGGCACUACACAAUUUACUAAUGCUUGCAGUAAUUCAAAUUUCCCCAGCUUGUAACAGUAUAUUACUCGCAAUUGCGAGUGAUUACGUAACAAAUAUCUUACUUAUGCAAGUUAGAUGAAGCUAGAACCCUUGGAUUCCACCGCUUAAUGCUACACAAUUAUUUCAGCACGUACAUCUCAUUAGAUUUCUAUCUAUAGAAUUUUCAACUUGUUGGACACUGAGUCUUUCAUUUCGAGCUGAUGUACUUAAAUUUGAUGUUCUAGUUCAAAUAGAUUGCAUUGUGUUAGAGGAUCUCUUCUGCUAGCUGAUACUGAUGAUAUAUAUGUUUUGAGUGUCCUGUUCCUAUGGUCCA